CUCGAAACCCGGCCUUCUCCUGACAACCACAACAAUGACGACGAGUAUACAUUUUGGCUGAACUAUGGCCAGAAGGCGGCCGACUGGCCAAUUGGUCAGCCAGUGCCCUUGCCGAAAUGGGGUAGUUCAAGGCCACCCCUUACGGUCAGCUCCAUUGAGGAAUAUGAAGAGCUGACCAGACAAUUUGAAAAUGAAGUACAGACUUUACUUCAGGCAUAUAAUUAUGACUCAACAACAAACUUCAUCAAAUUUUAUAAUGAAUACAAAAAUGGAAAAUGUGAUACGUUGGAGAACUUCUUUAGGGAAUAUAAACCACCAUUAACUAAAAAUGCAAAUACUUGUGUGGGACUUGGUUUAUUAUUGAUUGGGAAAUUAGCGUUGUUGGAAAACAGAUUUCCUGGUGUUAAAGAUAGUCUUUAUUUGGUAUCUUGUGAAGAAUCUAUAGAGAGUCAUGAAGGAUACAUAAGUAAUGACUACCCAGACCCAUGGGUAAGUGAUAAAGAACAUGUUAUGGUUGCUAUGCAAAUUGAAAUCAAUGGUCGUGGUGGUGUGAUAUUGCUGGAUCCAGGUUAUCAAAUUGGAAGAGUCGUAACUGUAAUGAUUGAUCAACAAUAUCCUCAUACUGGUCGUUUUGUGCCAUCAUCUUGUCCGCAAAAAGAGUAUUGUUAUCAAACAAUGGUUGGUGAAAAGUAUGUGCAAUGGUCCGUAUGGAAUGGAUCACCAAAACCAGAAACCAACUUGGUAUAUAUAGGGGCGUCUUAUCAUUCACCAGUGUCUGUCACUGAACGUCGAAAUUUAGUUUACAACUUUAGAAGCUUAUUGGCCACUGAUAGAAAAGGUCAUUUAUUGGCUGGUGUCUAUUUUAAAGCAGCGUUACAGUCCACAUUUACAUUGUUUUGUGAUGAUGACCAAGAUUCAACAAUUAAACACCGAAUUAAAGUUCCAUCUGCUAAAUUUAUUACAUUAAAUGAAGUUGAUAAUGAUGUCGAGAAGAUAUUAGAUACAAGUAGUAAACAUCUUAAGAUGACGAAGGUUCAGUUUUGUAAUAUAUUGUCUGCACUUGCAAAAAUAUUAGAAGACAAAGAUUUUCUCGAUCAAAUGUGCAAAAUUAAUGAUGAUAUAUACAAACUUGGAGUUGAUGAAAAUAACAAUAAUGAAGGCGUUAAUAAUUACAAUUUAUCCGGUUAAUUUAGCAUU
Myzus persicae (green peach aphid) is the source of this 1197-nucleotide messenger RNA. RefSeq lists its product as uncharacterized. The transcript is spliced from 5 exons. The annotation marks the transcript as partial. Lineage: Eukaryota; Metazoa; Arthropoda; Insecta; Hemiptera; Aphididae. The record is from RefSeq and is a predicted model, not a curated record.